Molecule: messenger RNA, 804 nt
Organism: Lasiosphaeria miniovina
Lineage: Eukaryota; Fungi; Ascomycota; Sordariomycetes; Sordariales; Lasiosphaeriaceae
Product: Ribokinase-like protein
Exons: 3
Coding region: 1-804 (267 amino acids)
Source: RefSeq, a predicted model, not a curated record
AUGGGUUCCUAUUUCUCCAAGUCAUCAGACGAUAAGGAUCCCAUAUUUGUCUCUUUGGGAAUGGCAGCUUGCUUAUUUAGGACAGACACACUUGGCGCUCGCAUGACAGACACGGCCGCAGCUCACCCCAAAAAGGUCGGCUGUUGUGUUCUAGCAGGGAGCGAUUUCCCCGAUUCGGUGGAACAGGCCAUCGUGAGCUGGGGUAUCGCCUUGACAAUUAAACGAGACCCCUCCAGACUGUCAACUCGAGGCCUCCUCAAGUAUUCGGGAGAUAGCUUCAAAGGGAGCCAAGACGCACAUCUUCGGGCCGUCAAUUUGGUGGAUGUAUAUUCCCCCAAUCACCUUGAGUUCUUGGCUACCUUUGGCUCCGGUGACGGCCAUCGGCCAUCAACGGAGUUUGACUGUGCAAUGAUCGAAGAGUUGGUGGCUCAAGUGCUGAAAUCCGGGGUUGGAAGAGACGGAGGCGGCGCCGCCGUGAUCCGCUGCGCUGAGCAUGGCUGUGUGGUUGCCGCUCGUUCAUACUCUAUCCAAUGGUUCCCUGCAUUCCACUCAUCAUCUCGUGUUUUGGAUGCCACGGGCGCGGGAAACGCGUUUCUUGGUGCCUUCGCAGUCACCCUGAGCACUACGUCAGACCUUACCGAGGCCGCCAUCGCGGGCUCCGUUGCUGCGAGCUUUGUCGUAGAACAAGUAGGGAUGCCCCGAAGAACAAGCUCGAGCCAUGGCGAGGAGCAGUGGAACGGAGAAGCAUUCUCAGCCAGGAUUGACCGAUUUCGUACCAUGAUGGAGACAGCAGCCAAAGGAUGA